Molecule: messenger RNA, 973 nt
Organism: Camelina sativa (false flax)
Lineage: Eukaryota; Viridiplantae; Streptophyta; Magnoliopsida; Brassicales; Brassicaceae
Source: RefSeq, a predicted model, not a curated record
ACAAGGUAAAAAACAUAGGAAGGUAGCAAAUUAAUAUCUACGCAAGACAAAACUACAAAAUUGGUGGAGGUUGAAAAAGCAGAGUGUGUUUGGGUGCUGGUGGGAUAAGAGGGGGAGAGAUGGGACACGUAAUGAGGCUGCUGAUAAACUCUCCUUCUUCGCCUCUUCUCCAACUCCGAUACCACCGGACUCUUGACCCAAACUCUGUCUUCUCUCUGCGAACCUCGGUUACCAAAAGCAGCAAGGGACGAUUCUCUUGUCUUUUCUCCGGCGGCAGCCAGAGAGAGGACCAAGCUCGUAAAGCAUUGGAAAGCGCUCUUGGUGGGAAGAAAAAUGAGUUCGAGAUGUGGGACAAAGAGAUAAAGAAAAGAGAAGAAUCUGGCGGCGGAAAUGGUGGGAAUGGAGGAGGAGGAGGAGGUUGGUUUGGAGGUGGUGGCUGGUUCGGUGGAGAUCAUUUCUGGAAUGAAGCUCAGCAGAUUGCCAUUACCCUCUUAGCAAUACUUGUCGUGUAUAUGUUGGUUGCGAAAGGUGAAGUAAUGGCUGCAUUUGUGUUAAACCCGUUGUUGUAUGCGUUGCGAGGAACACGGGAAGGGUUGACUUCUUUAAGCUCCAAACUCAUGGGAAGAGAAGCUUCGAAAGUGAACAGUGAUAAAUCAGAGGAGAUGUGGAAGAAGGAAGGUUUCACUGCUAAAGAGAGCGUUGUUCGGAAAUGGGGAAGUGACUGAAACAAAAUUCUUAAAGCUCACUCAAGAAGAAUGACUUGAGUGCUUUUUGUAAAAUGAAAAUGAGAUCAAAUGCAGUCGACCAUUUAAGUUUUGUAAUGAAAUUUAGGUAUUUUUCUGUGAACAAGAAAGAGUGCGAGUCUGUUUGUAAACUUCAUCAUCCUUUUCUUUUAACAUCAAAGAUGAGAUAAAUGUGUGUCUCAUAGCUAAAUUCUUUUCCACAAUUAAUGAGCAAGCUUAUUGUUUUAGCC